GAGGCUCCGCAGCAAUCCACGUCUAAAUCACCCUCUCCCGGGCCUAGCUAGCACCAAUUGCCCGUCAUGCCACGCGGCCACAUGAAAUACCGCCAUCUCAGUCGGUCGUCGUCGCAUCGACAAGCGCUCCUGCGAAACCUCGUCACAUCGCUCUUCAAGCAUGAGACCAUAGCAACAACAUGGCAUAAGGCCAAGGAAGCGCAGGUAUUGGCCGAGAAGCUGGUCACGCUGGGGAAGAAGAACACAGAGGCCACUCGGCGGAGAGCAAUGCAGAUAUUCUACGAACCGAAUGACUUGGUCCCUAAGCUGUUUGGGUCCAUAAGGGAGCGCUAUGCAAAUAGGCCUGGUGGAUAUACGCGCAUUCUCCGCAUCGAACCUAUGAAGGAAGACCAGGCCGAAUCUGCCAUUCUCGAACUCGUCGACGGACCAAAAGACAUGCGUUUCGCCAUGACUGCAAAGUCACUAGCACGGAGAGACCCAUCCCAGGCUUUCUCUCCUGCAGUUACAACUCAUGUGAAGAAGGCCACACAAUUCCGCAAAAACGGGGUGGAGGACUUGCGCACAAUGGUUGAAACCCUGCGACGAGCACACCAGAAUGGUCUCGACGACCGAAUAUUACCCAAGCCGAGGAGCGUUUACCCCGAGGAUGCCAUGAAGAGGGGUAUGCAUUACUUUGAGGAGGUUGACGACCACAAGAAGCCAAACCCUGAUCGUAUAAAGUGGUUCAAGAAGGUCGGGAAGAAAGUUCACAAGUCGCUGCAUGGUCGGAAAAAGCCUGUCUCGGUACAAGAGCCAGCGUCAAACAAAGAAAAUAUCAAGCAAAUAGUGUAAAAAUGCCACGGCAACAAUGUACAAUAUCAGUAUUCCAACAUGGCUCGCGUCAUUGCGCUCCACCCAUCAAGUCGGCACUACUUUCAUAUAUAUGGCUUACAUUGCUGAUGACCCUGACAUCUACAAAGCAAGAAACAAUACUAUACUCAAGCCAA
This is a messenger RNA of Pyrenophora tritici-repentis Pt-1C-BFP, 986 nucleotides long. Its product is annotated as mitochondrial 54S ribosomal protein bL17m. Gene Ontology annotation, cellular component: ribosome; mitochondrial large ribosomal subunit. Gene Ontology annotation, biological process: translation. The record is from RefSeq and is a predicted model, not a curated record. Gene Ontology annotation, molecular function: structural constituent of ribosome. NCBI's taxonomy places the organism in Eukaryota, Fungi, Ascomycota, Dothideomycetes, Pleosporales, Pleosporaceae.